Molecule: messenger RNA, 1375 nt
Organism: Macadamia integrifolia
Lineage: Eukaryota; Viridiplantae; Streptophyta; Magnoliopsida; Proteales; Proteaceae
Product: zinc transporter 8-like
Exons: 3
Coding region: 74-1147 (357 amino acids)
Biological process (GO): zinc ion transmembrane transport
Cellular component (GO): plasma membrane
Molecular function (GO): zinc ion transmembrane transporter activity
Source: RefSeq, a predicted model, not a curated record
CCAACACACCUCCUUACACUACCACCAACACCUCUUUCUCUUCUUACUUGAUUUCUUCUUUCAAGUUUCAAUCAUGGUAAAGCUUCAACCUUAUUCCUAUAAGGUCUUACAAAUCUUCUUCUCUCUUCUUCUUCUUCUAUUCCUUCCUGUCUUAGUAUCAGGUGAUUGUACAUGUGAUACUGAAGAAGACAAGGGACUUAACAGCAAAAAACAUGAGGCACUUAGGUACAAGUUAGGUGCCAUAGCUUCAAUUCUUUUGGGUGGUGCAGUUGGUGUUUGUAUUCCUGUUCUAGGGAAGAAAUUCCCGGCAUUACGACCGGAAAAUGAUAUUUUCUUCAUGAUCAAGGCUUUCGCCGCCGGCGUGAUCCUCUCAACAGGUUUCAUACAUAUACUACCUGAUGCAUUUGAUCAAUUAACAUCUCCAUGUCUCAACCAGAGCAUAUGGGGUAGUUUUCCUUUCGCUGGCUUUGUUGCAAUGGUUUCUGCAAUUGGGACUUUAAUGGUAGACACUUUUGCUAAUAGUUACUUCCAAAGAUCACAGUCUAAUAAGGCUAAACCAGUGGACUCUGAUGAGGAGAAUGGUCAAGUUCAUGUUCAUACACAUGCUACACAUGGCCAUUCACAUGGGUCAUCGGCUAUUGUCUCCGGCGGUGGCGAAUCGGAAGUUAUCAGGCAUCGUGUCAUAUCUCAGGUUUUGGAGUUGGGGAUUGUAGUUCACUCUAUAAUCAUAGGGGUUUCAUUGGGUGCUUCUGUAAGUCCUAAUGUGAUAAAGCCUCUAUUUACAGCCCUGACUUUCCACCAGUUCUUUGAGGGCAUGGGACUUGGUGGAUGCAUCACACAGGCAAAUUUCAAAAGCAGAGCUGUUGUAGUUAUGGCACUUUUCUUCUCCCUUACUACACCAGUUGGGAUCGCUGUUGGAAUUGGGAUAACAAAUGUUUACGACGAAAAUAGCCCGACGGCUCUCAUCGUCGAAGGGGUUCUUGAUUCUGCGGCGGCUGGUAUUUUGAUUUAUAUGUCACUUGUCGAUCUACUUGCAGCUGAUUUUAUGAAUCCUAAGUUCCAAAGCAAUCUGAGGCUUCAGAUAGGGGCACACAUAUCCCUUCUCCUGGGGGCUGGUUGUAUGGCUGUUUUGGCAAAAUGGGCUUGAGUUGUGGGCUUUCUGUUAGAUGCCUUUUUUAUUUUAUUUUUUUUACUUAUGAAGGUUUUGUUUUCCUCAUUCAAGUUAAACCUUAUGAAAUUUACAUUUCUUUUUUUUUGGGGAAAAUUUUGGAAUAUAUUUAGUCUAGAUAGAUGAUGGUAUAGUUUUAUCUGUAAAUAUUUAUGUCCAAAUGGUUUAUCUCUUUACCAAAAAAGAAAAAAAAAUGGUUUAUCUCUA